AUGUUGGGUCGUCGUGUCAUCGGUCGUAGCCUGGUCGUGGGGCGCUUCAGCACGUUGGCGUCGCCGGCCGAGUUCGUCGUCGAGCGCCUCUCGGGCGACCUCGAAGGCGUCGCGCUCAUGACCAUGUCCCGUCCCGCCGCUCGCAACGCGCUUGGGCAGCAGAUGAUGCGCGAGAUGCGCGCCGCCAUGGACUCGGUGCGCUUUGACACGAGCGUCCGCGUCGUCGUCUUGCAGAGCACGGUGCCGCGCGUCUUCUGCGCCGGCGCCGACCUCAAGGAGCGCAUGGCCAUGACGCCCGAGCAAGCGGCCGCGACCGUCUUUGGCCUUCGGUCGGCCUUUACGGAGCUCGAGCAGCUCCCGAUGCCGACGAUUGCCGCGAUCGAAGGUGCGGCGCUCGGCGGCGGUCUCGAAAUGGCGCUGGCGUGCGACUUUCGCAUCGCGGGCGCCAAGGCCCUCUUGGGUACGCCGGAGACGGGCCUCGCGAUCUUGCCUGGCGCGGGGGGUACCCAGCGCCUUCCGCGUCUCAUCGGCCUCUCCAAGGCGAAAGAGCUCAUCUUUACAUCGCGCAAGAUUGAUAACAUCGCGGCCGAGCGCCUCGGGCUGGUCGACUACGCUGUGGCCGAGAACGAAGCGCUGACCAAGGCGCUGGACCUCGCCAAGGAGAUUCUGCCCAACGGCCCGAUCGGCGUCCGCAUGGCCAAGGAGGCCAUCACCAAGGGCAUUGAAGUUGACCAAGCGAGCGGCAUGGCCAUCGAGCGCGCUUGCUACGCCCAAGUGAUCCCGACCAAGGACCGCCUCGAAGGGCUCCAAGCCUUUCGCGAGAAGCGCAAGCCCGUGUACAAGGGCGAGUAG
Saprolegnia diclina VS20 is the source of this 852-nucleotide messenger RNA. RefSeq lists its product as hypothetical. Gene Ontology annotation, cellular component: mitochondrion. Gene Ontology annotation, biological process: fatty acid beta-oxidation. The transcript has a single exon. The coding region runs from base 1 to 852 and encodes 283 amino acids. Lineage: Eukaryota; Oomycota; Saprolegniomycetes; Saprolegniales; Saprolegniaceae. Gene Ontology annotation, molecular function: enoyl-CoA hydratase activity. The record is from RefSeq and is a predicted model, not a curated record.